AUGAAACCCAUGUACCAACGGCAUCAAAACUUCCACAUUGGGACAAUCUUUGAUCACGUCGGCCUCGCCUUGGCCCUAGACCUUGGUCGUCGUGGCAUCCGCUCAACAGUCAUCGAGCGAAAUUUCGGUGCAGAAACUGGAACUAAUGCCAAAGCAAGCGUGAUCGAUGAGCGAACGAUGGAAUUCUGUCGACUACUCGGUGUGCGUGACGAUAUUGCCAACGCUGGAUUUCCCGCAGACCUUCCAGGCGAUACUAUCUUCUGCACCGCAAUGGACGGUCAUUACAUCGGUCGCCUGGAAAUGCCAUCUGCAGCAACACGUGAAACACCAGAAGAAUCGGCAGAAAUGCUACGACGCUGUCCACAGAUUUGGUUUGAUCCUAUCUUUGCACGUACCGUACAUCGCCAGGGAAUGGCAGAUAUUCGCUAUGGCAUGGAGGCUACAGGAUGUGAUCAGUCAGAUAAAGGUGUGGUCUGCCACUUGAGAAAUAUCAGUAAUGGUGUCUUGGAGGACGUGCGAGCGAUGUAUGUUGUUGCGUGUGACGGGGCCGCCAGUGUGAUACGGAAUGAGCUAGGGAUUCCAUUCGAAGGGAACGAUCUAGGAUACGCAAUCAGCUCUAUUGUUCAACUUGAUCUUGCCAAAUACAACCGUUGGACUACUGCAGAGCGCUUCAUGUUCAUUGGGCCUGAUGGGACAUGGGGAAAUUUUACGACAAUUGACGGACGCUUGCUCUGGCGCUUCUCUAUUCUUGGCGGUAACGCCAAGGUUGAUCUGUCAAAUGUUGACAUGGAUGCGUUCGUGCAAAAAGCGAUUGGAGGCGACAAACCCAGUUAUAAAAUUAUCAAAACAGUCCAAUGGCGACGAAGCCAAUAUAAUGCCGCCACAUAUCACAGAGGACGAAUCAUCCUCGCCGGAGAUGCGGCUCAUACGAUGUCCCCAACUGGUGGACACGGAUUGAACACUGGUAUUGGGGACAUUAUGGGCCUAAGCUGGGUCCUUCAGGCCUUGAUUGAAGGAUGGGGAGGACCUGACCUUCUAGAUGCAUACACUAUUGAGCGUCGACCAAUUGCCCUUCGUAACGGAGCUGGUUCAACUAGGAACUUUGGGAUUUGGAUCGACAAAGUUGGUCGUGACAAGGUACUAGAUGAUGGUCUCGAGGCCGAUGAGCAACGAGACAGUCUUGGAAAGAAUAUGGCUGCUAAAAUGCGACAAGAGUUUCAAUCGUUGGGUCUGGCACUGGGAUACAGCUAUCCUGACUCACCGCUCAUUAUCCCUGAUGGUUCCUCUGCCCCCUUGGAUGACCCGGACUACUGUGUUCAAACCGUAGGACCAGGCCAUCGUGCACCGCACUGCUGGAUAGAGGUAGGCUGGUCGACAAUUGAUAUUUUUGGACGUGGUUUCGUUCUUCUUUGCUUCGAAAAGGAGUUUACAGAGAACGAGAGAAUCGUUCGAACAGCAAAAGAGUUUGUUAUUCCUUUAGAAAUAGCAGUCAUAUUAAAUUCUGAGGCUGCAAGGCUAUAUGAAAGGCGAUUGGUUCUUGUUCGUCCUGAUGGAAUGGUUGCCUGGCGUGGAGACACACUCCCAGAUAAUGUAGAGAUGCUUCUCAAUCAGGUUCGAGGUGUCUCUCAGGGCUAA
Penicillium nucicola is the source of this 1635-nucleotide messenger RNA. RefSeq names its product Monooxygenase FAD-binding. Bases 1 to 1635 code for a protein of 544 amino acids. The transcript has 2 exons. The record is from RefSeq and is a predicted model, not a curated record. Gene Ontology annotation, molecular function: FAD binding. NCBI's taxonomy places the organism in Eukaryota, Fungi, Ascomycota, Eurotiomycetes, Eurotiales, Aspergillaceae.